This is a messenger RNA of Pestalotiopsis fici W106-1, 576 nucleotides long. Its product is annotated as Scytalone dehydratase. Bases 1 to 576 code for a protein of 191 amino acids. The record is from RefSeq and is a predicted model, not a curated record. Gene Ontology annotation, biological process: melanin metabolic process. Gene Ontology annotation, molecular function: scytalone dehydratase activity. Lineage: Eukaryota; Fungi; Ascomycota; Sordariomycetes; Amphisphaeriales; Sporocadaceae. The transcript is spliced from 3 exons.
AUGGUCAACGGAAACAUUACCUUUGAUGACUACCUAGGUCUCCAGCAGUGCCUCGUCGAAUGGGCCGAUAGCUACGAUAGCAAGGAUUGGAGCAGAUUGAGGAAAUGUAUCGCCCCCACGCUGAGGAUCGACUAUCGUUCGUUCCUUGACAAACUGUGGGAAGCCAUGCCCGCCGAAGAGUUCAUCGCCAUGAUUUCAGACAAGGCCGUACUCGGCGACCCCCUGCUCAUGACCCAACACUUUAUCGGAGGCACAAAGUGGGAAAAGAUUAGCGACACCGAGGUCGUCGGCGUCCACCAGCUGCGCGUCCCCCACCAGAGAUACACGGACGAGACGCGGAGCACCGUCGCCGUCAAGGGCCACGCCCACAGCACAAACACCCACUGGUACCGCAAGGUCAAUGGCGAGUGGAAGUUUGCUGGUCUUUGCCCCGAGAUCCGAUGGGGCGAGUUUGACUUUGACAAGGUGUUUGCCAGCGGCCGUGAGGCUUUUGGUACCGAGGAUACCGCGGCUGAGGGUAUUUCGGCCAAGCACCAGCAGCAGCAGCAUGGCAGAGUGACUGUCUCUGCUGUCUGA